CUAUCAUUCUAUGAUCUAUUUUUAAUUGGACAAAUGUCACCUGUUGACACAAGAGACACCAAAGCAUUAGUGUGGCCAAUGGGAACCAGUCUCCUAACAAAAAUCGUGGGCUUCGGCCAUAUCUACCUAUUAAUAGCUUAGUUUAGUACUAGAGAUCAGAGAACUCUCUCAUUCCAGAAGUGCAAGUAACACACUGUGACAGCCUCUCCUUACCAGACAUCGUCUUCUACAAUCCCUUUUAUCUUCAUUUCAAUCUCAUCUUCCUUACAUGUUGCAGACAUGGCAGAAACCCCAAUCCGAUUUGGCAUUUUGGGCUGUGCAGAUAUAGCUCGGAAGCAAUCGAAAGCCAUAAACCUCUCUCCCAACUCGAUCCUUUACGCCAUCGGGAGCCGUUCCCUCGACAAGGCCAAGAAAUUUGCUGAAGAGAAUGGGUUCCCUGCGUCGGCAAAGAUUUACGGCAGCUACGAAGCUGUUCUCGAUGAUCCAGACGUAGAUGUCGUGUACGUUCCCCUUCCCACUAGUCUGCAUGUGCAGUGGGCGGUGCUGGCCGCAAAGAAGAAGAAGCACUUGCUGCUAGAGAAGCCUGUGGCCUUGAACGUGGCUGAGUUUGAUCAGAUCGUUGAGGCUUGUGAGGCUAAUGGUGUACAGUUCAUGGACGGAACCAUGUGGAUGCACCACCCUAGGACUGCUAAGAUGAACGAGUUCCUCUCCGAUACGCAGCGCUUCGGUCAACUCAAAGCGGUUCAGAGCUUUUUUUCAUUUCCUGGUGAUGAUUAUUUUCUCAAGAAUAAUAUCCGAGUAAAGCCAGGUCUUGAUGGCCUUGGGGCUCUAGGUGAUGCUGGGUGGUACUGCAUCAGAUCAAUACUAUGGGCUACUAACGAUGAACUACCCAAGACAGUGACUGCCCUCCAUGGACCUGUUAUCAAUGAAGCAGGAGUGAUCUUGGCUUGUGGAUCUUCUUUACAAUGGGAGGAUGGAAAGACAGCAACUUUCCAUUGUUCAUUCCUUUCCCAUUUAACCAUGGAUAUAACUGCAGUUGGAACGAAAGGAACUCUACAUGUUCAUGAUUUUAUUAUCCCUUUUGAUGAGAAAUCUGCUUCAUUUUCUACCAUUUGUCAGAUUGGAUUCAAAGAGCGUGCAUUGCCUUCUCAAAAUGUGGUCACAACUGAUCUCUCUCAAGAGGUAUGCAUGGUGAGGGAGUUGUCUAGGUUGGUGAAAAGUAUAAAAGAAAAUGGUUCCAAACCAGAGAGUAAGUGGCCCAGCAUGAGCAGGAAGACACAAUUGAUUCUUGAUGCAGUUAAGGCAUCUAUUGAUAAAGGUUUCGAGCCUGUUCAGGUUGGAGCUUGAGCUGGAGAUUGAUGAGACUCUUUUACUAUUCCAUUCUUAUUUGAUCAUUUGUUGCCUUUUGACUAUAAGUACGUAGGAAGCCCUUUCAAUUUUAAUUCAUCUUAAUAUAUAGUGGGUUUGUCUAAGUUGUAACCUAUUUACAUUACAAAAGGUAUUGUGACCUAUUUUUAGUUAGGCUUUACCAAAAAAAACCAAUUUUAGUUAGGUAAAAUAUCCACAAUGUCUUUUUUUUUUUUUCUCUGAGAGAGUAAAGAAAAAUGGUGUUCUAUAAUAGUGAUCAUAAGCCCGGGGCUGAAGCCUUCAUAU
Molecule: messenger RNA, 1653 nt
Organism: Macadamia integrifolia
Lineage: Eukaryota; Viridiplantae; Streptophyta; Magnoliopsida; Proteales; Proteaceae
Exons: 2
Coding region: 280-1347 (355 amino acids)
Molecular function (GO): nucleotide binding
Source: RefSeq, a predicted model, not a curated record